Adelges cooleyi (spruce gall adelgid) is the source of this 3627-nucleotide messenger RNA. Its product is annotated as lachesin-like. The transcript is spliced from 7 exons. Lineage: Eukaryota; Metazoa; Arthropoda; Insecta; Hemiptera; Adelgidae. Gene Ontology annotation, cellular component: neuron projection membrane. Bases 455 to 1459 code for a protein of 334 amino acids. The record is from RefSeq and is a predicted model, not a curated record. Gene Ontology annotation, biological process: synapse organization.
CCCCGCACAGUCCGCCGUCGCCACCGCCGUCAUCGCUUUCGGGUCGGUUAGAACUUCGGUAUCGGUUCGUCUCCUCUAAAUUAUUGUUUAUUUUUUUGGAUAUUUUUUCUUUCUUUUAUAUUUUACCCAAAAUCCAAAUUCGGCACGUCCGGCAAACCGUUUUUUUUUUCGCGCCCGGCUCGAAGACAAAAACCCUUUCCGGUCCGUUCGUUCGUGCGUUCAUUUCUGUUUUUUUUUUUGUUUUUGGUACUACUUAUAUAUGUAGUAUAAAUAUAUAUAUAUAUAUACAUAUAACAAGCCGUACAAGACGGAACCGGAAUUGGACCGUUCGAGUCGCACGUCACGUCUCGUUCUCGUGUCAUUGUUCACGAUGCAGACCGUAAACGGCCUCGGCGGUCGUUGCGCAUAAAAUCAGCCAAUCGAACGUGGUCGACGACACAGCAGCACGUGCACGAUGAAGCCGUUCGUGGUGGCCGUGGUGGGAUUGACGGUGCUGGCCGUAGGGGCUUUCCGCUGUGCCAUGUGUCUGCAAAACGGUGAUGGAAAGCAAAAUUCAGUUCCCAAAGACGACGGGAAAACGAUGAAAAAACCGCCGACGACCGUUCAAACGUCCACAUUAUCUACUCUGAACGUUACAAACGCAACCGUGACCAGCAGCACUACAGCUGUGGCCGACAUGUCGAAUACGACACACAACAGUGUUUUGGACGACCUACAAUUACAACGGUCUCUGCUCAAGCCUAAGUUCUUGACGGAAAACUCUUCCACGGUUGUCGCCCAAACCGGAGCCUCCAGUCGGAUAUCGUGUCUGGUCGCAAACUUAGGAGACUGCGUGGUUUCCUGGAUUCGAAGACGGGAUUAUAGACUACUCACAGUCGGUCUAUCAACGUACACAGAAGACUUGAGGUUUCAGUCGUUACAUCACGUUCAGACAGGGGAUUGGACGUUGCAGAUAAAAUACGUCCAACUGCGAGACGCCGGCCUAUACGAGUGUCAAAUAUCGUCUCAUCCGCCAAAAAGCAUUUUCAUCAACCUGAAAGUAGUCGAAGCUCAAGCCGAGAUCGCCGGUGCUUCCGAGAAGUAUCUGAUGCUGAACAGUCCGUUGCACUUGGAGUGCGUGGUCCGGCAGAGCCCGGUCGACCCGGUGUACAUCUUCUGGUACCACGACAGCCGGAUGAUCAACUACGACAUCGACCGAGGCGUCAACGUCACUACAGACUUGCCAAACAAGCACAGCGCCCUGUACAUAGACCGUGCUUCCCGAGAGCACUCGGGCAACUACACUUGUGCGCCCAGCAACGCGUUCCCGGCAAACACAGUUAUACACAUACUGAACGGUGAAAACCCGGCGGCCAUGCAACACGGCCACGGCCGAAGUCUGAACAUGCUGAGUUGCCCGUCUAUUUGGAUACUCAUACCGUCUCUGGUCGCGUUCGUUAACUCCAAUUAUUCAUAUUAAUCUUGCACAAUGUCUCGGGGGGGUGGGGGGGGAUAUACAACACAAUACCACUGCUGAAUCCGAAUCGGACCCUUUGUAAAUACUACUUAUUUCCUCUACUGAUAGUCUCUUUUUCGGAUGAAUGUUUUAUACGUACCACCCAAUAUAAUGUUAUUACAUAUUUUUUUUUUAUUAUUAUUAAAGUUAAAGUACAAGCAUUUGUGCUAAAUAAUUAUACACACAUAUGACUUUGAAAAAAAAAAAACGGUGGAGAGACCGCCCCGUGGCGGACUCCUGCUGACUUUUCAUAUAAUUAUUAUUAUUAUUGUGUUAAACAAUGUUAAUGUUAUUAAUGACAAUUAAAUUGACGAUUUAAUAUUCAAUCGAUGAUUAUUAUAUAAUACUCUUAACAAUUAUAAUGUAAAAUAUUGUAAAUACAAAAAAGCAAAAGAACAUAAUAGUACGGUGUAUGAUUAAUUUUUUUGACCGUUUGAUUUAUUUGUGUGUAAGCUCUGUCUCCCGAGAGAACGGUACUGCGCAGAAACCAAAGCGCAUUACUAUCGUGUGCGCAUGCGCAGAGAAAGGAAAACAGCAGUGACGUGUUUUGGUUUCUGCGCAGUACAGUUCUCUCGUGAGACAGAGUAUAAUAAUAAUAUGCGUAUUAAAUCCAAUAAAUUCGUUUACCGGUUAUCAAAUAUGUAUAUAUGGUAGAUACAGUGUGUAUCUAAAAAACAUGUCACUGGCGUUAUCCGAGUAUUUGAUUGUUUUUUUUUUAUGUGACUCGGAUGGUUGAACAUAUAAUAUACUUUACACUAGGGUUGGGCCUAUCCGGAUAUUCGAAUUAUCGGAUAAUUCGGAUACGGAUAUCAAAAACUAUCCGGAUAGUUUCGGAUAUUCAUUUUAUUUUUAUAAGACAAAUAUACCUUAAUAAUAUACAGUGUUUUUAAACAUACCGAAUAAUAAAAUAAUGACACCUAAUUAAAUUUUACUAUUACAUGAAUGAUUUUUAGAUAUAUCCGUGUCAGUGGUUGUUAACCGACUAUUCGGUCUCUUUGCAGAGUCCAUCCUCAGGGUUGUCACGACUGUUCCGCUGCCGGUUAUUGGUUAAUAACCACUGACGCGGAUAUAUCUGAAAAUCAUCCACGUGAUAUUUCAACCCGUGAAAGUUUCAAAAAAUACAUAAAUUUGAGUACUCAAAAAAAUAUAUUCGGCUGGUUAAAAAUUAAAUGAAUAUCCGAAACUAUCCGGAUAAUUUUUAACUAUUCGGAUAGUUUUGGUUCUACGGAUAAUUGAAAUAUUAUUUGAUAUCCGGAUUUCGGAUAUCCGGAUAUCCGCAAAAUCCGAAUAUUAGUCCCAACCCUACUUUACACUAUACAAAAAAAAAAUAAUAAUAAUAAAAGAGCACAUCUUUUUAGGUAAGCGAACAAAAUAGCGAACGCGUUUUUUGUUUUUUAGCUGAAAAAUAUAUUUUUUUGAAAAUUAAAUAACGACUAUUAAAAUAAUUAAUACAUAAAAACCGCAUCAAAAAUGGUAUUCCAAUUUUUUUUUUAAACUAUAAUUGUACAAACUAUAACAGUAGUGACAUGUCUUUUAUGUACAUUUCAUCUUGUACAUUUUUUUCAAUCUGUAUAAAAUAUAUAGAGGUGAUUAUAUGACGUGUAUUUGCAUUUUAAAAUCAAGAAACAUUAUUGUAGUAUAAUAUUAUUAACGGAUUAUUUACAUCAUAUUAAUUGUAACGUUAUAUUAUGUCGUACUUUAAAUAAUAAUAAAAAAAAACUAGCGUUUUUAAAUUGUUUUUAUACACAUUUACUGCUCACGCUACGUACGGAGCUACCGUUUCUUUAAAAAUAUUGUUAACUAUUUUUGUUUAAAUGUAAAAACCGUUGUAGUAUUUUAAAGCCUCAUCACUUCACGGUCUGGCGAAUUAUUUUUUAUUUGUAUUCGUAGCAAACGAGUUACAUAUUAUAAUACAACUGUUUUGGAAAUGUUUUAUACACCACUUUGUUGAUUUUAAGCUUGUAAGUUGUGGAAACUAUCGUUAGUGUUACCCAUGUAUUUGUUACCCAUUUGAAAAAUCUACAUGAACUAAGUUUGAAAAAAAAAACCUAACCAAUUUGUUCAUAUUGUAAUUAAUGUUAGCGUUGAGAAAACUGUUAAAUUAUAUUUAUUAUAAACCGAUACAGAUGUUA